UUUGGGAGUUCGAGCCCAGGUUUGUCCUGUUCAGUUCCUUCUUCUGUGAUUCCAGCAGUGGGAAGCUUUUGGUUGGCUCUUUAUCUUCUGAGGAUCAUGACUUUGACCCUACAGCUGAAAUGUUGGUACAUGACUAUGAUGAUGAAAGAACUCUUGAAGAGGAGGAAAUGAUGGACGAGGGCAAAAAUUUCAGUUCUGAGAUUGAAGACUUAGAAAAGGAAGGAAGCAUGCCCUUGGAAGAUUUGCUAGCAUUCUAUGGCUAUGAACCUACAAUUCCUGUUAUAGCAAGUUCCAGUGCAGAUAGUUCCCCAAGUGAACUUGCAGAUGAACUCCCAGACAUGACUUUGGAUAAAGAAGAAAUAGCCAAAGACCUUUUGUCGGGAGAUGAUGAAGAAACACAGUCUUCUGCUGAUGAUUUGACACCAUCGGUUACUUCACAUGAAACAACGGACUUUUUCCCUCGACCAUUAAGAUCAAACACUACCUGUGACGGUGAUAAAGAAUCAGAUGGUGAGGAUGUAGAAGUAGAUACUGGCAAUUCAUCUGAAGAUUUGCGGAAGGAAAUAAUGAUUGGAUCACAGUACCAAGCAGAAAUACCACCUUAUUUAGGCAAAAGCACUGAUGAUGGAAAGGCAUAUGAAAAUGAAGACCAGCUACUUUGGCAACCUGAUGUGAUUUCAGAGAAUAAAGUUAAAGAAUAUCUUUUUGAGACAUCUUUAAGAACUGGAAAUGAAAAAAUGAUUGGCCGAAUCCCCGAGGGAAUACAUACCCGAGACAAUGAACAGGCACUCUAUGAACUUUUCAAAUGUAACCACAAUGUGAAAGAAGCAGUUGAAAAGUACUGCUCAAAUGGAAAGGCAUCUCAAGAAAUGACUGCCUGGACAGAAGAAGAAUGUAGAAACUUUGAACAUGCACUUCUGAUUUAUGGGAAAGAUUUUCAUCUCAUACAAAAAAAUAAGGUGAGAACCAGAACAGUUGCUGAAUGUGUAGCAUUUUACUACAUGUGGAAGAAAUCAGAACGAUACGACUAUUUUGCACAGCAAACAAGAUUUGGAAAAAAGAGGUACAACCACCAUCCUGGAGUCACGGACUAUAUGGAUCGGUUGGUAGAUGAAGCAGAAGCUCUUGGUGGAGCUGUGCAUUCUUCAGCCAUAACAUCAAACAGCAGAUCAGAGCCUAUCCCUGAACAGCAGCUAAGCAUCCUGAACUCUAUCACUGCCAAUGAUUUGACAGCACUGACCAACACUGUAGCCACAGUCUGCCACUCUACAGAUGUGAACUGUUUAGAUGAUGCCUUCCCACCUCUGGAUAGUUUGCCCCGAACAGCAGUUAAUCAUGUGCCUGUCGUAACAGAAGAUUUGCUUAACUUGCCUAGUAAUGGUGAAAGUGAUUGUUUUAAUUUAUUUGAGACUGGAUUUUAUCACUCCGAGUUAAACCCAAUGAACAUGUGCAGCGAGGAGUCUGAAAGGCCUGCCAAGAGACUAAAAAUGGGAAUUGCAGUCCCAGAAACCUUCAUGAAUGAUGUUUCUGUAAACAACUUGGGUGUUGAUUUUGAGAAUCACACGCAUCACAUUACCAGUGCCAAAAUGGCAGUCUCAGUGGCUGACUUCAGCAGUCUCUCUGCAAAUGAGACAAAUGGCUUUAUCAAUGCUCAUGCAUUGCACCAGCAUACUGCCCUCCAGUCAGAAUGAAUUUAGCAGCCAACUGAAGAGGCAGUGAGCGCUGUUGGCAGUUCAAGGUAAACUUGAUGAGAAUGAUCAAGUUUGCUUAGUCUUUCACUGGAAGUUUGAACUAUAUGACAUCAGUGAUGUCUUUAUGUACAGAACUAUAUCUUGAUUUAUCAAGAGUAAUUUCACUUUUUUCCAAUCCAUAAAUAUGGAGACUUCAUACAAUGUUUAGCAGAGUUUGAGGACUAAGAGAACUCUGUGGUGCAGCUUUAAGCUCUGCUUCCUCUUUUUAAACCUGUAGACAGAGACUGCUGUCUCAAAACCAGCACAGAAGUUCUGAACUGAUUGCAGUGGCGUUUAGUCUAAGUUGCUUCUGCCCUAAUGGAUGCAGUGGAAUAGCAAUUGUUUACAGGUACCAGUCCUGAUCCCUGCUCAAUGUAGCAUUUAAAAAAAUAAAAGAAAAGAAAAAGCAGGGAAAGGUUUCUUUAAUUUAAACUGCACAACACACGAAGAUAUUUUUAAACGGAACCUUCUCUCAUCUGAUACUAAACCAGAGCACUUCAGUUUACAAUACAACAAUUUCAUCUUGGUGGAUACUAGCACAAGGGACUGUAGGAGCAAAGUCUGAAGACACAUUUGGAUGCUCUUACCAAAUUAUAGGCCAUGGCUACCUUACACAAAGAUGUCUAUACUGCCCAAAGGUUUUUGUGUACUUAAAACCUGUUGGCUGAAAUGAUGUGGUGUAUUUGCGGGGGGUGGGGGUGGGGGGUUGUCCACACUCCCCAGGAGUGUAAUGUGAAAAACAACAUCAAAUGUUAUGUUACUUUUCCUGAGGCCACUGGGGGAUAAUGGUACAGUCUGCACAGCUUAGGAUUUGCCACUAAUGAUUUACAUCUUAGGACUUGCCUUAAGUUCAGAGCACUGCAGUUCAAAAUGUUAAACUUAUGAGGGACUCUAGAUUCACAGAUGGUGAUGAUGCAGUAGAACAUUGUUGAUGCUGUAAUUGCAUUCCAGCAUGGAUAUGUUUUUCUUCUGGAUUGAUACAGGCUCAAGUGCAUUUUAUAGUUUGGAGAGAAACCUCUGAGAAGGCUGUUCUUUUUCUUUCUUUUUCUUUUUCCUUUCAGAUAACUUCAUAGAUGCAGAUUUGUGAAAAGUCAUUAGAGUUUUGGCUAUCAGUUGUGUUAUUACUCAGAAGGUAUUGGUUAUGUCUCCUGAAUGACACCAAGUUCUACAAAAAUGCUGAACUUUACUACAACACAGUUGAAAUACAGUCAACCAUGUCUAGUUUUGCACUGGAAAUUAUACACAUUUAAUUUCUUUUAAAUAUCUUGCUAUUUCUUUUUCAAGGGCAAAUUUGUCAGUGUUGGUAGUGGUGAUUGCACUGCUUAAGUAGAAAGCAGACUCCUUACUUAAUGCUUCAAAGGGAGGGUAUUUAUUCUACAUACUGUGAACUGCAUUGACAUCCUCAGUUUGAGAUGCAGCAUAGUGCUAUGUUUUUUUCAUGGCACUGUAACAAAGAUGGCUUUGUAGAAUUCUACACCAUAGCACAUUUAACAAUUUUAGCAACUUCAUUUAGCAGAGUGGGCAAAGGUGGUUGGUGAUCUGCUCUAAAGCAUACUUCAAAAAUCCAUCUAGUCAUUCUAAUAAGUACACAGUGAGUAAUGGGUAGCCUUGGCCCUGUGUCGCAUUCUGACACUUUUAGCCGAAUUGUCAGCUUCUUGUUGCUGUGGUUUGUGCUGAAUUCUGUAUCUUGUUUCUUUCUGUUUCUGGAUCCACACAGCUUAUGUAAUUUUGUAAAAUACUGGUCCCGUUCUUUCUGUUAUACACGUUUAUGGGUUUACAGUGGCUGGUCUGUAUAAAAAUCAUUACACAAAAAUGUCUGAAUGCUUAUACCAGUUGCACUUAAAUGAACACACCCAUUCUCAUUAGCUGAUGCAGUACUAUGUUCAGUUUAUCUAUGCAUUGCUGGGGUCUUAAUGAAGACCGAGACAGUCUAGUUUCUCGUCUAAAGUUUUGAUUGUCAGCAAGUUGAAUGGACACUUUAGUUAUUUAAUAAAGACUUUUGACCAAAAUUCUGAAAAUGGUAUGAGAGAACAAUGAAUUCUGGCUAGUUUUAAUAGAUUUUUAAUUGCUGAUCUAAUUUAGCCUGUUGGCUAGCUAGCUGGUAAUGUUUACUUUUAAUUCCUUGUUAAAAUGAGGCAAUAAUUUGCAAGAUUAUGUAAAUAUGUACAUUCUGCAUAUCUUUUUAGAUAUCUAUUUCAAUAUUUUCUGACUACUUCUGUGUAUAGUAACAUUUUGUGCAUGCUUGAUGUGUCAUUCAUAAAUUUGUACCACUAUGACUUUAUUCAUGUAAAAUAGCUAUUUAUUGAAUUUUCUUUUAAAAGCUGGACUUAACCUGUUUUUCUCUAUUUUAAACAUUUUUAAUGAAGAAAUUGUUACUGUUUAUUAAAAGAAUUGCGUUUGAGGAGCAGUUUGAAGAUGGCAGAACUGUAACCAUAUGGUGAAAUCUACAUUGCCUUGAUUCUUAGUGGGUAAAGCACAAUUCUUCUAACAAACUGUGAUGACUUCUUUUUUCAUUGCUAAAUAUAUUCUCCCCUACUUUCAUAAACAAACAAACCAAAAAUCCAUCAUGGGCAACUGCAGUUUGGUAGAUGUAUCACUUAACCACAGGGACUCUGAAAAGGAUAGCUGAUUCUCUUAGCAAUGUAACUGGUGCUGUGAUUAGAGCAAUACUACUUUUGUUAGCCAUUUCAUAAUCUCAUUGAUAGCUUUUCAAAAUUUUAUUUUUCUGGGUCUUAAGGUCAAACUGCUGACUUCACUUGAAGGCUGUACAAUGCUGUCUGAAGUAUACAAAAUUGUGUACAAUGCAGUUGAUUUGUAUAGUUUUCAUUUGAAAACAUGGUCACAACCAUAUAUUUAAUUUCUGAUCCAGUAGUGUAUUAGUGAUACUAUUUAGUUUAACCAAGGUCUUUAGUGAAUAUUUCACAUUUGAAUGUAAACUAGUAGAUAACUGACCAUUAGAAGACUUUGUUUGCCCAGUGUUAUAUGCAUACUGUCUAUAAAUGGAAAACUAAAUUUAUACAGUAUCAUGGUUAUGAGUGAUCCAUUAGAAUGGGAAAACUUUCUAGUUAUUGUUCAAGAACAGCUGAGGACGGUGGUCCUUCCUGAAGCAACCAGUAAUUCCAGUCAUUCUUAGAUUCAGGUUGGUAUUCCCUGCGCAUAAUGGCAUAAAUUAGUGACAAUCGCAACCAGUUUUAGUAUCUGAUGCCCAAGAGGAAGUUGCUAUUGUUGCAUUGGUUUUAAUAUUUGUACAUAAACACUGAUUUUUUUGAACAUUAUUUUGUAUUUGUUGUACUUUAAUACCUGGUGUACAGUUCCAGAAAUAAAUGUCUGGAAACCUUUU
This is a messenger RNA of Varanus komodoensis (Komodo dragon), 5070 nucleotides long. It is a transcript of the gene MIER3, whose product is annotated as MIER family member 3. Gene Ontology annotation, cellular component: nucleoplasm. Gene Ontology annotation, molecular function: histone deacetylase binding; transcription corepressor activity. Gene Ontology annotation, biological process: negative regulation of transcription by RNA polymerase II. NCBI's taxonomy places the organism in Eukaryota, Metazoa, Chordata, Lepidosauria, Squamata, Varanidae. The transcript is spliced from 12 exons. Bases 120 to 1691 code for a protein of 523 amino acids. The record is from RefSeq and is a predicted model, not a curated record.